Rubroshorea leprosula is the source of this 2918-nucleotide messenger RNA. The record is from the annotation of a GenBank genome assembly. NCBI's taxonomy places the organism in Eukaryota, Viridiplantae, Streptophyta, Magnoliopsida, Malvales, Dipterocarpaceae.
AACCUACAUUGUGCCACGGAUUCAAUAGUUUGGUUGUCGCUACCGUAUCAACCCACCAACUCGAAAACCCAUCAUUAUCUCACAAUAUCAGCUUCAGAAAGAGAGAAAAGUUUUGAUCUUUUGUGCCCUUGACGCUCCUAUACUGCAUUGUGGAGAUUGUAAGGAGAAUUUGUAUGUAGUUUUCAAAAUGACCGUUGUGAGAUCAAUUUGAGAAGAAAAAGACACGAAGAUGAGGGACCCUGAUACAGUCAUUAUCAAACGCGGUUAAUUUAUAUAUCUUUGUAAUGUAGUUUGUGAUUUGUAGGGAAAAUAUUACAUUUGCGGUUUGUUGUACCAAAAACAAGUGUAGUUUCUUUCUUGUUGUUCUAGCGUGUUUGAAGGGGGUGCUUUGUAUGGGAAAACGUGGCGAUUUUGUAUAGCGUCCUGGCUAUUGGAAGAUAUAAUUGCUACCUCCACCACUGCGGCUUUUGGUCCUUCAAGCAAUGGGGGGUAGAUGGAAUCCAAUUGGGUUCCAGUUCUACUGCUUCUUAAUUUCGAGUUUUUGUCUCAUGAUUCAAGGGACUUUGUCCCUUAACCCCGAGGGAUUGGCUCUGUUAGAAUUCCGGACGAGAAUCAGGUCUGAUCCUAAUGGUGCUGUUGCCAGUUGGAAUCGCAAUGAUAGCAAUCCCUGCAUGUGGUUUGGGGUUCGAUGUGUAGACGGUAAAGUGCAAUUGCUGGAUCUGAGUGAUCUUUCUUUGGAAGGAAAUUUGGCACCUGAACUCGGGAAACUUCACAACCUAAGAUCUCUCGUGCUCUGUAAAAAUCGGUUCUCUGGUACAAUUCCAAAGGAAUUUGGAGGGCUUACAGAGCUGGAGCUAUUAGAUUUAAGGGACAAUAACUUGGGUGGAAGAAUUCCCGAAGAGUUAGGCAGUUUGCUGUCUUUAAAACGCUUGUUGCUUUGUCACAAUAAAUUUGAAGGCAGAAUUCCUUUGGAUCUUGGGAGGCUCAACAUGCUCUCUGAAUUGCAAUUUGAUAUAAGCCUUACUUAUUCUGCGGAUAGUGGAAUUGGCUGUUUGAAUAGAAAGUUUGGACACUGCAUCUGGAAUAGCACUUUGAAACAACUAAACAAGGCGGAAUCUUUCUUCAUCCCAAUUAAAGGAGCAAUUUUACGUUACCUCAACUUGUUGCCACUGCACCUGUUCAAGUUGCAAAAGAACUCACUGGGGGGAUGUCAAAACUGUGCUGAUGUUAUUGGUUCAUCUGAGCAACACAUGGUGCAGAAUGUAAGGAAUAUUGUCCACAUUGUACGUCGUAGACUGCUGGAGCAGACCCAGAACCUUCCAGCCGUGCCUGCUGAGGGGGAGUCAACUGCUGAUCAGAUCAUUGCUAUCCCAAUAACCAGAAGCAGCGGAAGUUUCCCAGCUGUGCCUAAAGAAACAAAUACAGAGUCUCCACCUACACCACAUGAUCCUCCAGUACAAGGGACAACUUCAGGCCAGUCUCCUCAAACCUCUGCUGGAGCCAGUCAACAGCCUUCAACGCCUGGGAAUUUAUGGAAAUAUCUCAUUAUCAUUCCUUGUGUGGCUAUCUUUCUCAUUUUUCUAAUCAUAUUCAUCCUAUGCCGAAAACAAGCAGCAAAAGCCAUAUGUCCCUGGAAAACAGGAAUAAGUGGACAAUUACAGAAAGCAUUUAUCACAGGGGUGCCAAAGCUGAACCGAGCAGAGCUGGAAACAGCCUGUGAGGAGUUUAGCAAUAUCAUUGACACCAUAGAUGGUUGUACCUUUUACAAAGGAACACUUUCAAGUGGAGUUGAGAUUGCUGUGGCAUCGACUUCUAUUAAGUCUUCCAAAGACUGGUCAAAGAACUCAGAGCUUGCCUACAGGAGAAAGAUUGAUACACUAUCACGAGUUAACCACAAGAACUUUGUCAAUCUUAUUGGCUGCUGUGAGGAGGAUGAACCUUUCAGUAGAAUGAUGGUGUUUGAAUAUGCUCCUAAUGGAAACCUAUUUGAGCAUCUACAUGUUAAAGAAAUGGAACAUCUUGACUGGAAUGCAAGGAUGAGGAUUGUCAUGGGGAUAGCUUACUGUCUUCAGUAUAUGCACCAUGAUCUUAACCCUCCUGUAGCACACUCACACCUGACUUCAAGUGCAGUCUAUUUAACUGAUGAUUAUGCUGCAAAGGUUGCAGAAACAUCCUUUGGUCCACAUAAGUCAAAGAUUUCCAGUGAUGAUGGAUCAGAGCAUUCAGAAUUGCCACCCAAUGCUGAUCCAGAAACAAAUAUCUAUAGUUUUGGAAUCUUGUUGCUCGAAGUCAUUUCUGGAAAGCUUCCUUACUCAAAAGAACUCGGACCUCUUGAGAAAUGGGCUUCUCAAUAUCUGAACGACAAGAAGAGCAUCACCUACAUGGUUGAUCCAACCCUCAAAUCCUUCAAGAACAAUGAGCUGGAUGUCAUCUGUGAUAUUAUACAAGAAUGCCUCCAAACCAAUCCAAUGCUGAGACCAACGAUGAAGGAUAUCGUAUCCAAAUUGAGAGAAGUGAUUACCAUCACACCUGAUCAAGCCACCCCAAAACUUUCCCCACUCUGGUGGGCUGAGCUUGAGAUUUUAUCAGUGGAGGCAACUUAACUAAGAACAUUCUCUGACCCUCUUCUGUGUUGUAAGUCAAAAGUCUCUCUUUGUUUUGUUCUGUAUUAAAAAAAAAAAAAAAAAUCCCAAGGAAUAGCAUUUUGAUCCAUGCUCCCCUCAGAUCAACAAGUUCCUUACACUUCUUUCAUUUUGAGUCUCUUUAUUUCCUUACACACAUACGUAUCUUUUAUUCAAUUUUUUUCAUUUCUCUCCAACAAUAAAGACGUGUUCAUAUUUAUACUAGUUGUACUUGUAUAUGUGUCCUGGGGUCAGAGUCUGCGUUGUAAAAUACUAAAAUAGAGUCUGGGGCUUUCC